Ylistrum balloti is the source of this 2148-nucleotide messenger RNA. RefSeq names its product guanylate cyclase soluble subunit beta-2-like. The coding region runs from base 1 to 2148 and encodes 715 amino acids. The transcript has 12 exons. The record is from RefSeq and is a predicted model, not a curated record. Gene Ontology annotation, cellular component: guanylate cyclase complex, soluble. Lineage: Eukaryota; Metazoa; Mollusca; Bivalvia; Pectinida; Pectinidae. Gene Ontology annotation, molecular function: guanylate cyclase activity; heme binding. Gene Ontology annotation, biological process: cGMP biosynthetic process; response to oxygen levels.
AUGAGUCAUCUAGUAUUCCGAAUGAGUCCGGAUGCGUCAACUAGUAUUCCGGAUGAGACAUUUAUUGCUCCGGAUGAGUCAUCUAGUAUUCCGGAUGGGUCAUCUAGUACUCCGGAUUGGACAUCUAGUACUCCGGAUGAGACAUCUAUUACUCAGGAUGCGUCAUCUAGUAUUCCGGAUGAGUCAUCUAUAUACGGUCAAAUUCACGUGUGUGUCCGCGAACUAGUGCUGGAGAAAUUCAACCAAGAAGCAUGGGACAAGAUAAUAGAGAAAAGCGGGUUCGACGAAAAGGUAGAUUUUAUGGUUUUCCACAAGUACCUCGACGAAAAGACAUUUGUCCUCAUAGGAGCCGUGUGUGAGGUAUCUGGUUUGGCGCUGCCAGCAGUACUUGAAGUAUUUGGAGAGUAUUUCCUGACCUACUGCUUACGACACGGAUACGACAAAAUGCUACGCACUCUGGGAAGUGAUUUUGAAUCCUUCAUACAAAACUUGGACUCUCUUCAUGCUCUGCUGGCCAUGAGCUACAAACAGAUGGCAGCACCUUCAUUCAGAUGUGAGACAGAUGAGAAUGGCCAGUUAUGGCUUCACUAUUACACUAUUCGACCAGGACUUUACCCAAUCGUCUUAGGUUUGGUUCGUGCGGUAGCGAGAGAUCUAUAUCAACAACAUGCGAAUAUAGAAAUGUUCAAAAAGUCGACAGAAAAAGUUACAGGCGGGAAACCUCAGGAACAUGUAAUAUUCAAGGUGACCUUAGCCGCCAGCAAACGUACUUCAGUGUUGACGAGGAUGGAAGUGAACCGACGUAAUCCCUGUACUUCCGGUUUAUUACAAAUAAGCCCGGAUCAAUUCUGUAUGGCCCUUCCGUAUCAUAUCGUCUUUGACAAAGACCUACAGAUAAUGCAAUGCGGUACUAUGAUACAGAGAUUCGUGCAGAGCCGUAUUAAACCCGGUAUUAAAAUCAGUUCCAUUUUCGAUAUCAUUCACCCGAUCAUGAACUUUACCAUUGAAAAUAUACGGAUGUUCAUCAAUGCUGUUUUUAUGCUUGAAGUAAGACAGACGGCCAGGGGAAAUUGCAAACUCGUUUUAAAAGGACAAAUGCUCUGGCUGGACGAUGUUUCUCAAAUGAUAUUCCUUUGCUCUCCGCGCCUAACGAGCCUUACUGAACUAGUAGAGAUGAAUGUCUUUAUGUCUGAUAUCCCAAUAUAUGACGUCACAAGAGAACUGGUCCUACUUAACCAGCAACGUAUCGCUGAAAUUGACGUAGCGAAGAAGCUUGACGAAACGACUGCUGAGUUGAAGAAAACCUCGGAGGCGUUGGAGGACGAGAAGAAAAAAACAGAAACUCUUUUAUACCAGAUGCUACCAGAGAAAGUGGCUAUCGAACUGAAAAAUGGCAAGAAGGUGGAAGCAGAGAAGUUUGGCUCCGUGACAGUCCUGUUUAGUGACAUUGUCACAUUUACCAACAUUGCAGCGGCUAGUACACCUCUGCAAAUUGUGAGCAUGCUGAACAACCUUUAUCAACGCUUCGACCAAUGCACCAACAAACAUAAUGUAUACAAGGUUGAAACAAUCGGUGAUGCUUACAUGAUUGUGAGUGGUGUCCCCGAGCAAAACAAAAAUCACGCCCGAGAAGUAGCUCAUUUUUCUAUGGAUAUGAUCCGAGAGGCAUCGAAGGUACACUCACCUGUCAACAACAACCCUCUGCAGAUUCGAGUUGGAAUACAUUCCGGUCCUGUUGUUGCCGGGGUGGUUGGACUCAAAAUGCCAAGGUAUUGCUUGUUCGGGGAUACUGUCAACACAGCGUCACGGAUGGAGAGUCACGGUGUACCUGGAAGAAUACACAUCAGCCCAACGACUCAUGCACUUUUAGAAGGAGACAAUUUCAAGCUUCGUGAUAGAGGUCCUAUCGAAGUCAAAGGCAAAGGAAGUAUGAAUACAUUUUUUCUGCUUGGCAUGGCUGAUAAUCUAGUGAAGGAACCGAUUGAUGACUUUAUAAACCUCCCUAUUUUACAAUCAAAUGUUAAUUUGAUCUCACUACCAGGAGAGGGUGGGCCACAAUCUCAUCAGAAGCAGAUGACGAAAUCAUCUACUUUGAGCCAAACUUCAGCGACUUCUAAGAACCAGAGUUUUACAUGUGUUUUAUCGUGA